GAGAGAGUGAUGUUUCUGAACGCAGCACUAGCGAUACUUUUGAUAUUUGGGCGGGCGAUUCUCAGAGUCAGGUGAUUCGUUAUCAUAUUCUAGUUAUUCUCGUAAUUUGUAUAGACUUUACCUGAAAAUGGGUGAAAAUGUACAAGGAACGUUUAUAUCUGAAAAAAUUUCUAAGAUAAGGUGGCAACAUGAAGAUCUUGCAGAAGCAAAGCAUUUCUUAACCGGUAGUUGGGAUAAUCCGGUAAACAAAAUAACAUAUUGGACAUUUAGGACAAGUUAUGAUGAGGAACCAUCUCCUACAGUCUUAUCAUCAUAUUCGUUCCUGGGUGAUGUCACUGAACUAAAAUUUAUUAGCAAAGAUUUCUUUGUGGCUUCUUCAUCUUUGGGUUCAGUGAGGCUGCUGCAAAUUAACGAAGAUACCUAUACUGAAUUUAAAGAACAUAUGUCAUGGGAAUUUAUUCACAAUUUUCAAACAACAGAUUAUGCUUCUUGUACUGCACUAUCUACCUUUGAACAAGAUAUCGCUUCUGUAGGAGAAGAUGGAAAGCUUAAUCUUCUCACAGCUGCAGAGAAGAAGCCAGUUAGGAUUAUUGAAAAUGCUGAUAGCUGCUCCAUAUAUUGUGUUGAUUUCUUAAGACACAGUGAAGUGCUUACAGGAAAUUCAAGAGGACAUAUGAAAGUUUGGGAUUUAAGAAACGAUCGUGAUAUUCCAGCUACUACCUUUAUGCUUUCUGAUCAAGUCAAAAUAGGAGCUACAAGUAUCACGCAUCAUCCUACACAAAGGCAUAUUGUAGUUGCUGGUGGAGGUGAUGGUAGUUUGACUGUGUGGGAUUUAAGACACAAUACUUAUCCGGUAUCGCAACUCAAUGCACACGCAAAAUCCGUCAGCGAGAUACUCUUUCAUCAAGAUAGACCUGAUAAUCUUUUCACUUGUUCUGUUAGUGGAGAGUUAUGGCAUUGGAAUAAUGCACAAAGUUCAAAACUGAAACUUGAUUCUACAGAUACACAUUGGUUGAACACGAUUAGUGCGAAUGGGAAAGUCAAUGUGACCUCAUUGUGUGCUGCUAUGCAUAAACCAGUAAACAGUAUUGAUAUCAACAGAUCAAUUUUAUUAUUUGGAUGCGACAAUGAAGCCAUAGAUGGCUCGACAACAUCCAAUAACAGUCCGACGACUACAGCGUCUACAGCGACGAAGAGCCAAGUACAGUUCAAUCCAUACACCAUGUUGCCGUAUACACCGAGAUACUAUGAACUUUACAAGAAGAGAAUAACUCUGCCAGUUUUUGAGUAUCGUGCCGACUUCAUGAGAUUAUUGAACCAACAUCAAUGUAUCGUUCUCGUUGGUGAGACAGGCUCUGGCAAGACUACACAGAUACCACAAUGGUGCGUGGAGUAUUCCAGAGGUAUUGGAAACAAAGGAGUCGCCUGUACGCAACCAAGAAGAGUCGCAGCGAUGAGCGUGGCACAAAGAGUCUCGGAAGAAAUGGAUGUUGCCUUAGGUCAAGAAGUAGGAUAUAGCAUUCGUUUUGAGGAUUGUAGUACUGCGAGGACUGUGCUGAAAUACAUGACCGAUGGUAUGUUACUUCGUGAAGGCAUGUCUGACCCUAUGUUGGAUGCAUAUCAGGUGAUACUGCUCGAUGAAGCUCAUGAAAGAACAUUAGCUACUGACUUGCUCAUGGGUGUUCUGAAGGAAGUGAUCAAACAGAGACCAGAUUUGAAACUUGUGAUCAUGAGUGCUACUUUGGAUGCUGGCAAAUUUCAACAAUACUUCGACAAUGCACCCCUUAUGAAUGUGCCUGGUAGAACUCAUCCAGUCGAGAUAUUUUACACACCAGAGCCGGAAAGGGAUUAUCUGGAAGCCGCGAUAAGAACAGUUAUUCAAAUUCAGAUGUGCGAGGAGAUUUCAGGAGAUCUGUUACUAUUUUUGACUGGUCAGGAGGAAAUUGAGGAAGCUUGCAAGAGGAUUAAGAGAGAGAUGGACAAUCUGGGACCUGAAGUUGGUGAAUUGAAAUGCAUACCACUAUAUUCGACGUUACCACCAAAUCUGCAACAAAGAAUAUUCGAACCUGCUCCACAAACUAAACCGAACGGUGCUAUCGGUCGUAAAGUCGUGGUCUCGACUAACAUUGCAGAAACAUCACUAACUAUUGAUGGUGUCGUUUUUGUAAUAGAUCCAGGUUUCGCCAAACAAAAAGUAUAUAACCCGAGAAUUCGUGUAGAGUCUCUUCUAGUGUCACCUAUCAGUAAGGCUUCGGCUCAACAAAGAGCUGGUCGAGCUGGGAGAACAAGACCUGGGAAAUGUUUUAGAUUAUACACAGAAAAGGCAUAUAAGAAUGAAAUGCAAGAUAAUACGUAUCCUGAGAUUUUACGAUCCAAUCUCGGGAGUGUUGUAUUGCAAUUGAAGAAACUUGGUAUUGACGAUUUGGUGCAUUUUGAUUUUAUGGAUCCACCUGCACCUGAAACGCUUAUGAGAGCUUUAGAGCUUUUGAAUUAUUUGGCGGCACUCGACGAUGAUGGAAACUUGACAGAUCUUGGAGCAGUUAUGGCAGAAUUUCCAUUAGAUCCCCAGCUGGCAAAAAUGCUCAUAGCAUCUUGCAAUCAUAAUUGCAGCAAUGAGAUACUUAGCAUCACUGCUAUGCUCUCAGUCCCACAGUGCUUUGUGAGACCGAACGAAUCAAAGAAGGCCGCGGAUGACGCAAAAAUGAAAUUUGCACAUAUUGAUGGUGAUCAUCUCACAUUACUCAACGUGUACCAUUCCUUCAAACAACAUUUGGACGAUGUUCAAUGGUGUUAUGAUAAUUAUGUAAAUUAUCGAUCAUUGAAAAGCGGUGAUAACGUAAGACAACAGUUGAGCAGAAUAAUGGACAGAUUUGUACUAAAACGCACUUCAACUGAUUUUAAUUCAAAGGAUUAUUACAUUAAUAUUAGAAAAGCUCUCGUUAAUGGUUUCUUCAUGCAGGUAGCGCAUUUAGAGAGAACAGGACAUUAUCUUACCAUUAAAGACAAUCAGGUAGUGCAACUUCAUCCGAGUAGUUGUCUGGAUCAUAAACCAGAAUGGGUUAUUUAUAACGAAUUUGUACUCACUACUAAAAAUUAUAUCAGAACAGUCACUGAUAUUAAACCUGAUUGGUUGCUAAUGAUAGCACCACAGUAUUAUGAUCUGCAGAAUUUCCCUCAGUGUGAAGCAAAAAGACAAUUGGAAGUAAUACAGGCAAAACUAGAUUCAAAGCAGUAUCAAGAAGGCUUCUAACCUCUAGAUAUUUUAGACAACUUUGGAAAUCGUGAUGAAUUAUCGAUGCUCAGUCAAUCCGCUUUUGUCAUAGCCGAUGGCACACGACUUUUUCACGUAUCAAAGCCACAUCACAUUUGAAACAUUGUAAGACACAGUACAGAGAGACUCUUUCGACCCCUUACUUAAGACACAAAAGAGAGAAAAAUAUUAAAAUAUUUAUAUUAAAACAUUUAAUUUUAUUUUUUGUACAAGCUUUAAUGUCAGCUUUUAUGCUGUAAAAAUUAAAUACUUUAAUAUUUUCAAUGCUUAAGCCAAGAAAAAGAAUGGAACUGGGCAAUUUAUUAGCCCGAGGUACAGUAAAACUAUGCUUAAUCUUUCAAUAAAGGAUUAUUUAUGUACUAUUAAGAGAAGACUAGACCUUAAGUAAUUUUAUCAGUGGAGAUUUUCUUGAUCAACGCGUACACACAUUCGGAAUAUCUCGCUAGUUAUAGAUUAAGUUUUGUAUUAAAUGUUACUUGUGUAUUUUUUUCAGAAAAUACGUGACGCCUGAUAAAUAUCGUGCAAUAUUUUAACAGGGUUCUAUAAUUUAAUUAGUGUAGAAAAUUCUAAUAUCACAAAAUGUCGAAGUUACAAUAUAGUAUAAUAUAAUAGGUAUUAAGUGUAAUUAAUGUGCUAAUAAUAUCGCGUAAUUUGGUGUACACGUAUUUAAGAGCUAAAACUCGUUAUUAUUAGCACAUUUUAAUCGCUUAUAACUUUUAAUGUAUUGUGACGUCGAUAUUCUUUAAUUAGGAUUUUCAACUCUGAUUGAGUUCCAGAAUACACUGUUAAAAUAUUGUCCAAUUGUUUUUGGACAUCUUGUAUAAACUACUACAGUCAAUGAUAAACAUUUCGUAUUUUUAUUUAAAAAAAAAAAAUGAAUUCGUGUUUUUCUUUGAUACUAAUAUCUCAGUCUUUUUACUAUGGCUAGCCUAUACAAUUUCGAUGUUUCGUGUAUAUGUUCGCCUGCUUUCACGAAUUAAAAACUGUUAUUGUUUAACGUUAAAAUGAUAUAUAAAAUGUCAUUUCUGAAUGAACAAAUUGGUGUAUAAGCAUCUUAGAUAUACGAUUGAAAAAUACAAUUGAGUCCGUAGGAGUUUAAAAUGCUGGUAUUUUUGCGACAACUAUAUAUAAGAUAUAAAAAAAUGUUAUGAUGUUAUAAACAUUAUAUAACGUUAUUUAUUGACAUAAAUAAUAAUAGAUGUUUCGAUUCUGUUUAGAUCAAAGAUAAAUACUUAUUACAACGUCUUUUAAUUAUUUUUUUUGUAGUUUAUCGCAAAUAUCAAGGUAAUUUUAGCCUCUUACUGACUUACGUGUAUCUUCUAAUUCCUGAAUGGAAUAAAAGAAUCCUUAUAGUGAAAAUGGUAUUAUAUGCUUAUUGAAAACACAAAUCAACAUAAAUUUUCACUAAAUUGGAAGUGAUAGCAAGGAGCUAGAUAUAGCGAAAAUAUUUGUAAACAUACCCUUUAGGGAUUCUAACAGAAUCAAAUUACUAAAAAGAAAAUAUUUAUGAUAUAUUAGUAUAAUAAAAGUCACAAGCUGUUCAUGAAAACAGCAUUCAGUGUAAUAAAGCAUCUUUAUUAGUAUUUGGGAAACAGUGAAUUUGGAUAUCCUAUAUGUUUAUUGUUCGUCAUUGAUAUUCUGCAUGUAUUAACAAUAAAUAUAUGGAUUUUGUUUUAAUUGAGAGAAGUUCAAGUAAUAUUUGCUCGAUCGUUAACAAUCAGAUGUUUACGGUUAAUUUUAUAACUGACUGUAUGUUUUACACAGCUAGCAAUUUAUUUCUUUUAUUACAUUGGGUUCAUAUUUCUUAUUUUGUAAAUAAACAUGCGAGAAAAUUAAAUCGUUAUUGUAGAAAAUGCAAAACUAGUUAUGGCAAGUGAUGUUUUAUUGCAUUAUACCAUUUCAUAUUAAUAAACAGUGGAAAUUUAUAUCAUAA
Molecule: messenger RNA, 5204 nt
Organism: Odontomachus brunneus
Lineage: Eukaryota; Metazoa; Arthropoda; Insecta; Hymenoptera; Formicidae
Gene: Dhx15
Product: putative pre-mRNA-splicing factor ATP-dependent RNA helicase PRP1
Exons: 15
Coding region: 128-3250 (1040 amino acids)
Cellular component (GO): intracellular anatomical structure; spliceosomal complex
Molecular function (GO): RNA helicase activity; RNA binding; ATP binding
Source: RefSeq, a predicted model, not a curated record